This is a messenger RNA of Penaeus vannamei (Pacific white shrimp), 918 nucleotides long. RefSeq lists its product as uncharacterized. Lineage: Eukaryota; Metazoa; Arthropoda; Malacostraca; Decapoda; Penaeidae. The record is from RefSeq and is a predicted model, not a curated record.
AUGUAUGAAUGUUGCGUGACUGAAGUGAAGUGUGCAGUGGGAACUACACAAUCCUUCCCAAUACAAGUCGGAUUACACCAAGGAUCAGCGUUGAGUCCAUUUCUAUUUGCCAUCAUUAUGGACUCGCUCACGAAAGAUUGCAGAAGGAAAGCCCCCUGGAAUAUGAUGUUUGCCGAUGAUGUGGUAUUGUGUGCGAGAGAGAAGCGAGAGCUGGAAGAUCUGGAGCAGUGGAAAUAUGCACUGGAGAGAAGAGGAAUGAAGAUCUCAAGUUCAAAGACUGAGUAUAUGUGCCUGAAUGGGAUAUCAACUGGGAGUGUGGAAAUGUUGCAGAGACAGUUACCAGAAACAAUGGCAUUUACGUACCUGGGAAGUACACUUGAGACAGAUGGAGGAAUCGGGGCAGAAGUAAACCGAAGGAUACAAUGUGGAUGGAACAACUGGAAGAAGAUGUCUGGUAUCCUCUGCGACAAAAGUAUACCAUCGAAGGUGAAAGGCAGGAUCCACAUGUUGGUAAUCCAACCAGCGAUGCUAUUUGGUAUGGAAACGGUACCCCUGAGUACCCGUAACACCAAGAGACUAGAAGUGGCAGAAAUGAAAAUGUGCAGAUGGGCAUGUGGCCACACAUUGAAAGAUCACGUGAGGAAUGAGGUGAUUCGAGAAAAAUUGGGAAUCACGCACAUUACGGAACAGUUCAGGAAAGCCCGACUAAGGUGGUUUGGUCAUGUGAAAAGAAGAGACGAGGAGUAUGCUGGGCGCAGAGUGCUAGAGAUGGCACCACCAGCAAGAAGACGAAAAGGAAGGCCGAAAUUGAGAUGGAUGGACUGCCUGAGAAAAGACUUGGAAGAGAUAGAAGCAACAGAGGAAGACGCACUGAACCGGGAAACCUGGAGGAAGAUGAUAGCUGCAGCGACCCUGUAA